Messenger RNA from Hyalella azteca, 1502 nucleotides. RefSeq lists its product as uncharacterized. The record is from RefSeq and is a predicted model, not a curated record. The transcript has 5 exons. Bases 101 to 838 code for a protein of 245 amino acids. Lineage: Eukaryota; Metazoa; Arthropoda; Malacostraca; Amphipoda; Hyalellidae.
UGGUGUGUGUGUGUUGUGUCUCAAAUGCAACGUUGCCUGUUCUGAGUUCUGAGUUAACCCCUGCACCAAUCAAGAAGAAAAUUAUUUGGAAUCAAUCAGGAUGCGGUUUGCGUGGGUGGUGCUUGGACUGAGCCUCCUGCUGCCGAUGGUGAGCUCGUUCGUCACGUACAUCUUCAUCUCCAUGCUCACCAAACCUAUCGCCCUCGAUACCACCCAGGCCACCAUACUCUGUCUCGCACUCAUGAAGAUGGCACUACUAGCGAGCACUGGAAUUUUCCCCGUAAACAUGGACCUGCUUUUUGAGCAAGUAUUUGGCACUGGAACUUAUCCAUCGGACGACGACGCAACGACCACCGAAGUGCCCCUCGAAGAACCGGACCUCGACGCUGACCCGAGGAGUGAGAGGGACAGGAGGGCGGUGGACAGUGCCGGAAAUAUUUUCACUCCCUUCUUGUACAAGGUUCCUGAUGUGGCCAAAACUCCAUGUUUGCGUCGGUUUCUAUGCGAAAUAGAAACCGUGAUUCGGACCAGUGACGAUUUCGAGAACAAGCCUUCAGAGAACGACGCGGACCGACACCCGGAGGAAGAGGUGGACGUGGAGUCUUCGGAUCCGCAAAUCGAACUUUACACGGAGGCUGUGCGUGCGUUGUACGGAUACGACAGCCCGUCAGCCCCGGACUCCAGCCCGGCAACGGAGCGCGCCUUGUCGCUCAUGCAGUCUUUGACGGGCAAAAGUUGUGAAGAAGCUUACAAGCUUUGUUCUGGCUGGUACACUGCCCCGAUGGUGUUCAAAGUGGUCUUUGAUGAACUUGGAUUCCGGGCGAAAGACGAAUUAUGAAACUUCACAAAUGAGCAAAUGUGGAUAUAAAUGACAAGUUCCUAUCGAUGUUUCGUCACAGGGCAUUUCUUACCGAAUGCGCUUUAUGUUAUGAAAAGCUACCUAUAUAAGUUCAAUAUUCAGAAGUCAGUAUAUUUUCAUAUCAAAUCGAAAAUUUAUCUAAUUGAACUCACCAAAUAGGAAUAAUACAAAUCUGCCAAGAAAGGUAAGCACGAUCAUCCAUUAUUGUCGAUCGUAUUCGUCUCAUUAUUAUGGGAGCCUAUUUAAACAGGCUCGGUGCAACGAAAGUUGCCAUUAUUUAGUUAAUCAAAUAAUGCCACCACGAUUUAUUGGAGCUUUAUUUGUGAUGUGAUAAUAUGUAGGUGGGACCUGAAGUGAUGAUAACCGCAUAACUUGAAAUUAACGUCAGAAUUUUUGAGUUGGCAUUAUUUUAAAUGGAUAGAUGGAAUAUGAAUGGAAAGUAGAACAAUUUUUACAGUGGCUCUAACUACUUAUUAAACGCAAAAAUUAGAGGCUUCUGCCCUUCGUCUAGACUAGAGGAAGAGAAAUGACUCUUGCAUUUUAUAAUAAUAAGUUUGCAUGCGUCAUAAAUUAACAAAACGCAGCGUCUCUGACUGAGGCGGGACGAGACGGGUAAUUUCCCAGAUGAAAUAACGAGACGAAG